AUGGCCGAUGCCUUGGGGAAGAAAGAGCGGAGAAAAAGUCUGAGUGUGUUCAGUCCAUCGACGACGGCCUCGAUUCUCUCCGGUUCGGGGAUCACCCACGAUCGAUCCCCCUCCGACGAUGUCAACACGCUCAAGAAGAGACCCCGACGCAAUUCCGGUUUCUUUGGUGUCCGAAACACCAGCCCUCCAGGCAGUCAGACCCAGAGCUAUCCCAGCAACCCCGAAGCAGAUCGCUCCGCGGGCUACGCAGCCCCGAUUCAUUCAGUGACAACCCCCGAAUUAGUCCGUCCUCGCCGCAGAUCCCUCCAGAAGAAGCGCACGUCCGUGUUUGGCUCCUUGCGAUCGCUGCAUUCCCUGGAUGAUGAAGAGAAAUCAUUCGGGCGCUCCAAGGGUUCGCCCGUGGACGAGGAGGAUGGCUUUCCCAACGCUCGACAAGGAAUUGGCUCGGUAAUUCUCCAUCAUGGAGCAAUCCAGACGACAGGGGGCAUGUGGAGGAAAAAAAGUCAGUACCUGGUCCUGACAGACACCCAUCUGGUUCGAUUCAAGAGUCAGAGCAAGGCCGCGGAGACUUUCGCCUCCAUCCCGGCGUCCUAUGCACGGUCUCCCGCGUUGAAUCGUCAGUCAAUUGCCUCUAUCAACUCCCUACAAGAGCCGCAACUCGCAGCUCCGAGCGAUGCCUCUGCUGGAAUCCCUCUGAACAGCAUUAUUGCAGUCUACAUGUUGGAUGACGGCAGACCCUCGUCCAUGGUUGAGGUUGCCUAUCUGGACGAGCGUCUGCACAAGGCAGCAUUCAUCCAGAUGCAAACACCAGAUCUUCAGGAACUAAACCUGUGGAUGGUCGGCAUCCGUUCAGCCGCCGAACUCAUUCGCACUUCGGAUCCGCUGCCCGUCGAUCCCAAGGCGAUGGAGUGUGUGGCUCGAAUGCUGGAAUAUGAGAGAGAUUACGACCCAGAAACGUUCCGCAUGUUCCGUGUCAUUCAAAUGGCCUCCAGUAGCAAAUCCUCCACGCGGGCCUCGUCGGAUGACCUCACCAAAUUGUCCCCCACGGGAUGUUACCUCGCCCUGGGCUCGCACAAGCUGCACCUAAUCCCCCUGCACAAAGUGUCCGCACGCUCCUCCGUGGUGUCGCUGUCCGAUUUGGAGACCGCAACCUCGUUUGGCCUGAUGAAUCUCACGAGUCUGUCCAUGGAGUGGGGGGAUGACAGCCUGCAUUUGACAUUCCGAGUCCCACUCCGCAAGCCAUUCUCGGUCUUUCUCGCGUCGGUACAUUCCCUCGAGGUUGCUUUCUGGUUAAGGCAACAGACGGAAUUUCUGCGGCCAUUGUGGCUCCGGCAGCCAUUUGACUUCAUUGUUCCUCGGGGUCUGGAUCACGAGAGCAAUUUCCCGCCAGUCGGUUUGAGUGAAGACUACGGUUGCUUUGAUCGGACGCUGGUCGCCUAUUCCGCUAGUUAUGAUAUCGAUACCUCCAACAUCCGUUACACGAUCGACAUGCAAUGUGAUGAUGCACCGUGUUUUCGGCUUCUGCCUCCCGCUUCACCUCAUCGUCAGAAGUACAGCGCGCUGGAGCUGAUUGCGGUCUUUCGCGCUCUCCGGUACAAUGAGUUCUUCCGCUCCAUCUCGUUCAACGGAGUCAGUCUCGAUGCGCUUUCGGGCGUCCGUGAUUUUCAUGGGCAAGAUAAAGACGCGUCCUCCACGCGUUUAGGCGUCACCGUUCACAUCCCCGGACAAGAGAGCUUGUCAGUGCUGUCGCAGGAAAUUCGUGCCCUAGCGCUCAAAAGCACUUGUCUCAAACGGCUGGAUUUCUCACACACGUUAAGUCGCACUCCCAAGGCCGAUAGCGAGAGUCGCGACCCCGGCUGUGGCAUUCCGGAGGCGCUGUUCCCCAUCUGCCGUCGGGAGCUCACGAGCGUUGACUGUGUUGCGCUGAACGGGAUCAAACUCGGCGAUUCAGAUCUCGACUAUCUGGUUGAUGCCGCCUCACAAAAGGGGAGCAACAUGCGUGCGUUGGAGCUUGGACACUGUGGCCUGUCUGUUCACGACAUUGAUCUCCUUCUUUCGACAAUCAUCGCUCAAGCCCCAACGCUAGAGACGUUGAAUAUCUCGGGUGUGCAGGGCCGCUUGAGUCCCGAUCUUCUCCAGCAGUAUCUUGGAUAUUUUGGCAAGUUGAAGAAGCUGGACCUCUCGCGAGUCUCUCGAACUUCGGGUCCGCAACCACUGAUCAGCGCAGAGACCCUGGUCAAGUGGCAACUGGAGGAACUUUCCUUGAGUCGGACCUCGGUCAAUCGAGACACUGUCGAUGCCAUCGCGACCUACCUAGCAAGUGAUAUGUCUCGAAGCCUCCGUGUGCUUCGGCUUGACCAGUGUGGAUUGUCAGGGCAGGAUGUUGCUAUUUUCUUGCACUCGAUGGCUAUUGUGGGUGCGUCCCGGGAUCUGCAUCUGUAUGUCAGCGAGAAUCGGCUCGACCUGGGGUCGUCGUAUCUCUUCGAGGCGAUUGCUCUCAAUAAAACCCCAUCGCAUCUCUCGAUGCGGAUGAUUGAUUUCAAGAAGGAGGAGCAAUUUCAGGAGCUAGUCGAGGCUCUCAGAAUGAACGAGACAUUGAAAUUUCUCGACAUCUCGAAGGCCUCGCUACCUUAUGACGCCGGACCGGAAACGUGCAAAUUACUCCAGCUGAUGUUUGAGGAGAACAGCACGUUGGAAGAUUUGGACAUUAGCGGGGAGAGUGCACACUUGGAUGUGGCCCGUUUUGGAAUUGGUCUCAACCUCGCGUUGACCGGUUUGAAGAAGAAUAAAUCUCUCAAGGUGCUCAAGAUAGAACACCAGAAAUUAGGACUGCAGGGCGCAAGCACCUUGGCGUCGGUGCUUGAGGAGAACACCUGUCUCAGGGAAGUUCACUGUGAGAAUAACGAUAUUAAUCUGCAAUCGUUCACGGUGCUGGUCAACGGGCUUCAGCGGAACAGGACCCUUCUCAACCUGUCCUACAUGGAUCGCGACAGGGUUCGAUCGCUCGAAAAAGUACGCCGCGAGAUUGAGAGUGUGAAACGUGAUACGAACUCUGCCCAGGGCUCCACGACCAGUUCCAUCCGCCGCUCGAUACAUGCUGCCAUGCACGUCAAAAAUGCAGCCGUGGGCAACAAAUUGACCAAGCAUACAUCCACGACCAAUGCCUCCCGUGGUGCAGCCUCGACAGCCACGGGCACGGCAUCAAACGGGUCUGUGCAGCAACAUGCAGUGGAUCGUGACAUUGAGGUCAUACUACGGUCAUUGAACCAGAAAUGGGACGCAGAGGUUGCGCGUCUGCGUCGUUACCUAUUUCGUAACUACAACGUGGCCAAUGGAGUAGACGAUGGAUAUACUGGACUCGACGGCGACGAUGCGGCCAGUGACGGGCGCCCAGCAACGGCAGCCAGCCUUGGCACAAUGUUGGACAAUCUGACAUUGGACGGAAAGAGGUCCACCGAUGAUGUUCGUUCUCGGUCUCGAGCCGCCUCACAGACUAGUCCUGGGCUGGAACUGCAGAUUCCCUCGAAAGUUCCUAGCCCCAACAAGACGGAAGAUCAGCCUAGCCAUCUGGACAUAUUCAAGAGCCUCGAUGAGGACAGCAGCUUUGGAUCCGGACUGGCCGAUCGACCACAAACGGUUGAUGUCCACCUUCCAGACCACGGCUCCGUGACCCUAACGCCUGACUAUUCAGGGCCGGAUGCAUCCUCUGCGCACUUGGCAGUGCCAGUGCCCGCUCUUCCUUCCAUUGCAGCCAAGCCAAACAGCGUCCGAAGUGUCCGCAGCUCAAGUACCACGUCCACCAGCGCGGGGACAGCGGCGAGUUCGCGCAGCACCUAUGGCGCUGCAUCCUCCACGUUGAGAGGCUUCCUUGCGCGAGGUGUAUCAAAAGACCGGCGCGGAAUUGAGAAGCUGAAACCUGGGCCCCUCUGUAUCACAAGUGAUGCGCCACCACGGCUGGACUGGUCACCACCCCAACUCGGACUCCGUGACUUCUAA
Molecule: messenger RNA, 3996 nt
Organism: Aspergillus clavatus NRRL 1
Lineage: Eukaryota; Fungi; Ascomycota; Eurotiomycetes; Eurotiales; Aspergillaceae
Exons: 1
Coding region: 1-3996 (1331 amino acids)
Source: RefSeq, a predicted model, not a curated record